AUGGCUGCGAAGAAUGUAUUGCGAAGAGCAAUGCUCUACGUGCCGGGCUCCUCGCAACGAUUCCUCGACAAAUCGCGCUCCCUCAACGUCGACUGCAUCGCCUACGACCUAGAAGACAGCGUGACGCCAAACCGCAAAGCGGAAGCGCGAAGCCUUGUCCGCAAAGCCCUUGACCUGGAUACCCCCGGCGGCGUGAAAGAGCGAGCCGUGCGGAUCAACAGCGUCGGCUCCGGCCUGGCGCUGGCCGACCUCCAAGAGUUGGCGAAAUCGCAGAACCUGACGACCCUGGUGGUGCCCAAGGUAGAAAGCGCCAGCGACUUGACCUUUAUCAGCGACGUGUUGGCGCAUACGCGAUCGACUCAAAUGCAACCUCACUCGCACAAUGGUAGUGAGACCAAAGGUGGGACGCAAAUUGGUGUGCUCGCCCUGAUCGAGUCUGCGCGAUCGCUGUCGAACCUACAAGAGAUAUGUCGUGCGACCCCACAUAUGCUGCAGGGCCUGGUGUUCGCGGCCGAGGACUUCGCGCUGGACAUGAGCAUCACGCGCACGCCCAGCCUGAUGGAGUUUCUGUAUGCGCGGCAAAUGAUCGCCACGGCCGCGCGCGCCCACAAUCUGCCCAGCACGCUGGACCUGGUCACGACGGCGUUCAAGUCCGAAGCAGACCAAGAGACGUUGGUGAACGAGUGCGAACAGGGGAAAGGAAUGGGGUACAAUGGCAAACAAUGUAUUCAUCCGAGUCAGGUGCAGACGGUGCAGAGAAUCUUCAGCCCGAGUCCCCAGGAGGUCGAGUGGGCGGUGAGAAUCACCAUUGCCCAGAAACGUGCCGAGGAGCAGGGCAAAGGUGCUUGGGCUAUGGAUGGCAAAAUGAUCGAUGCUCCGGUCGAGGGCAAGGCCAGGGCUGUCGUCGCGAAGGCUGAGUUGUGUGGGUUUGAGGUUGCUGAGUUGAGGGAGAAAUAUAAAGACCAGCAGCCUGAAUAG
Messenger RNA from Capronia coronata CBS 617.96, 978 nucleotides. Its product is annotated as citrate lyase subunit beta-like protein. Bases 1 to 978 code for a protein of 325 amino acids. The record is from RefSeq and is a predicted model, not a curated record. NCBI's taxonomy places the organism in Eukaryota, Fungi, Ascomycota, Eurotiomycetes, Chaetothyriales, Herpotrichiellaceae. Gene Ontology annotation, molecular function: catalytic activity; magnesium ion binding. Gene Ontology annotation, biological process: oxaloacetate metabolic process. The transcript is spliced from 2 exons.